AUGCUCACACGAUCAGCCAGCAAUCCAUGCAACGAAAAAGAGCACGACAAUCUUUUAGCAUCAAAACCUGGCUAUCAAAUCUUCCAGCUCGAACAAAAAGAAUUCGUGAUCAAUACCGAUAAUAAUGGAUUGAUGAAAGGAAUGGAAGUUGAUCAUUCUACAACAAUUACCAACAUGAUUAGCAAUGAUAUUAAUCAUCAUCAUCUGGAGAAUGUAAAAGUUUUAAAAGAAUAUUCAAGACCAAUAACAACAAAUGGAGAAUCAAGCCUUGUAGUGAUGAUAAAAACUCCACAAUAUUGGGUUUUUGAAAUUGAUGAACGUGUAACGCAGAUUUCGUGUGGUGAUUCUAUUGUGUUGGUUGGUAAAUCGAGAAGGACGUUAUAUGUAUGGAAGUAUAUAUCAGAUGGAUGUGUAUUGUACAAAUUGGUGUUUGAUGAGGAGGUGGAUAUGGUUGGAUUUAGAAGGUUUUUAUUAGUCAGGACUAGUAGUGGAGCUGUUUACAUGUCAGACUCGACGAGUGAAAUUCCAAAUGAUUUGAAAAAGAUUACAACCUUACCAUUCGAUACUAAAGAAGAGAAAAUUGUGGAUGUUUCCUGUGGAUCAACUCAUAAUUUAAUGCUGACUGACAAGGGGAAGGUGUAUGGAUAUGGACAGAAUUAUGGUCAACUGGGAGUGAAUACUAAUAAUUAUUCGGAUUCAUGGGUUGUCUCCAAUAUCGAUCACAUUCCAAACAAGAUUAAGAGAGUUUAUUGUACAUAUAAUACUAGCUUUAUAUUGACUGAGAAUGGCCAUCUUUAUGGAGUUGGAGAUAGAUCUUAUGGUGCGAAUGGUUUGAUUGAGGCCAGCGAUUCUUUCCAUUGGACUCGCGUUCCAAAUCUAGAUCAUGAAAUUGUGACAGAUGUUAGACCAGGAUUGUUUUUUGUAGCAGUUUUAACACAAUCACAAAAAAUUUACGUUUUUGGCUAUUUCAAUUUUAAACAAUUUGGAAUAUCACCUAAUUUUACAUAUGAUGUGAAUAGAGGCCCCAAAAUACUAGACUCAUUUAAUUUGAAUAAUAUCCAGGAUAUUGUCUGUGGAGGAUACAAUUCUCUAAUUUUAACUAGAGACAAUUCAGUAUUUAUUGGAGGAGAUAAUAAUUUGCUGAGCUCAGAUGGUAGAUAUACUGAAUUCAAGUGGAGACAGCUCUUUCCUAAUAUUGAUGCAUCCACCUCAGUUUUGAAAGUUGGAUUAACAAGCGAUACAUUGAUUAUUGCAAUUCAUCAACAUAAUAUUUCUAAAUAUUUCAAUUUUAGGAAUGCUUGGAAGAUUGCAGAUGUCUUCUUUCAUUUUUCUGAUUAA
This is a messenger RNA of Naegleria gruberi, 1338 nucleotides long. RefSeq lists its product as uncharacterized. The record is from RefSeq and is a predicted model, not a curated record. Gene Ontology annotation, cellular component: membrane; cytoplasm. NCBI's taxonomy places the organism in Eukaryota, Heterolobosea, Eutetramitea, Acrasida, Naegleriidae. The transcript is spliced from 2 exons. Bases 1 to 1338 code for a protein of 445 amino acids. Gene Ontology annotation, molecular function: guanyl-nucleotide exchange factor activity; serine-type endopeptidase activity.